Dothidotthia symphoricarpi CBS 119687 is the source of this 4109-nucleotide messenger RNA. RefSeq lists its product as uncharacterized. Bases 132 to 4010 code for a protein of 1292 amino acids. NCBI's taxonomy places the organism in Eukaryota, Fungi, Ascomycota, Dothideomycetes, Pleosporales, Dothidotthiaceae. The record is from RefSeq and is a predicted model, not a curated record. The transcript has 4 exons. Gene Ontology annotation, cellular component: transcription export complex 2; nucleus; cytoplasm. Gene Ontology annotation, biological process: mRNA export from nucleus.
UUGCAAACCAGACUAGCCAGGCCCAUGCGUGGAACUCGACUCCCCAUCCCGAGAAGGACUACCAGGCGCGACUCGACUUUAUCAGGAAAAGGCGCACCCUCGACCGCCAGCGAUUCCAGAAGGAGGGCCGCAUGAACCCAGAUGGCCAGAUGAAGCUCAGCGAGUCGGUCAAGCUGUAUGGCGAUUGUACCGAUAUGUGUCCCGAGUUUGAGCGUGUGCGCCGCAUAGUAGAGCUGGAUGUCAAGGCGCCGGAAUGUACACCCGAAACCGAAUACCUCCCGCGAAAAGAACGCAUACCGGAUGAAUCGCGCAUGGUCAAGGCUUAUGCGCGCUCCGCAGCCGGCAUGGACGUCGAGCUGAUCUCGGAGAUCCGGUCGCCCGCCACAUGUCUGAAAACAAUCGACCAUCUCAUGCAGCGCCUCGACACGGCCGACUUUGACCAUCUGCACAGCUGGAUAUGGGACCGCACCCGCGCCGUGCGCAAAGACCUGCGCACCCAGCGCAUCGAGAAGCGCCCCGACAUCAACAUCCUCCUCACCUGUCUCGAACGCAGCGCGCGCUUCCUGCUGCUCUCCAUGCACCAUAUGGCGCAGAGCCCCAAGGAGAGUUACACGUACCAGCAGGAUAUGGAGCAGUUCAACCAGACGCUGAUGUCGCUGAAGGAGCGAUACACCGAUAAUAGACGUGCGGGCAUACCUUCAGAUAACGAAGCGGAGUUCUGGGCCUACAGACUGAUCCUGGCCUCGCUCUUUGCAAACACUCAGCUUGAGAGCGAGUUACACAGUCUGCCCAGCGAUCUGCGACAUAACAACCGGGUCAAGACGGCCAUUGAGAUUGGCCAGGCGCUCAAGUCGGUCCUCUUCAAGCGCACGGAGAGCAAGUUCAUCCAGGCCCAGGCGAAUUGGAAGAGAUUCUGGGAACUCGUCAAAUCGUCCAGAGUCUCCUACCUCAUGGCCUGUGCGGCGGAAGUCUCCUUCCAGCGCGUGCGACACGUCGUGCUGGACACCAUAUGGCGCGCCUAUCGCCGCGGCAAUUCCAAAGCUGUAGGCAUUGUUGUGGAUGACUGGACGACCGACAAGCUGAAAUACGUGCUUGGCCUGGACACGGAUCGUGAAGCCGUCGAGCUAUGCGAGGCCUUUGGCUUCACGUUCAGCCGCAACGACGAGGGACACACGUAUCUCGACAUCAUCGCCAUGGGCUACGGACAGGGUCCACUGCGAACGCCAGCCGAUGCAAGCCCGCAGAUCUUCUCCGCGGAUAUCGUCGAGUCCAAGCGUUUUGGGCGCGCACUAUCGGCAGUCAUCUCGGGCAUGUCGGUGCAGGAAGCGCGGAGGAAUGGGCUGGUGUUUGAAUCGGAUUCCGCUAUGCAGGUUGAGGAUGAGAUGGAAGAUGAAACUUCUUUGUUUGUUCCUGACACGACGACUGCGAAAUCGAAUGGCUUCUUUCCGGCGGCGAACGGUGCGGCGAAUCUCAGUGCUUUUGCGCCGUCUUUUAGUCCGGCGAGCACUCCUGCGACUACUCCGGCCGCGAGCUUUGCGUCGGGCAAUCCGUUCGCGCAGGCGGUAUCGCAGACUCAGCCGAAUCAGGUUUCUGCAAGUCCUUUCUCGUCGGCCGUUCAGCCUGGGCUGUUUGAUGCGGCCAAAACGCCAAUUCAGUUCGCGCCUAAUAGUACGCAGAACACUAACCCUUUUGCCAAAUUCGCUUCUGCGGCUGCUUCGAAGCCUGAAUCGUCAACUCCAGCGACGUCUUUUUCAAAUGAAGCGACGGCGACGCCGUCGUUUUCGUUUGCGAACGCUGCGAAAACAGAACAACCUACAGCUACUUCCGCUUCCCAACCACCAGCUUCAUUCGGUUUCUCCAACAAUCUUGCGAAUGGAGGCGCGGCUCAGAACGCUACGAAGUCGCCGUUUUCGUUUGCUACGACAACGACUGCACCAGCUCCCGCAGCUGAAGCGGCGAAGUCUUCAUUCUCUUUUACGCCUGCAACAUCGCCAACACCAACACCAGCAGCCCCGGUUGCUCAGGACGAGGAGAAGCAGAAGGCGGAAGAAGAGCAGCGCAAAGCUUUGGCGCUCCAACAACAGCAAGCAGCAGAGGAACAGCAGCGCGUACAAGCCGAACAGGAGCGGCAAGCUCAGGAGGCGGAACAACGCCGGAUUGAGAACCAGCGACGUCAACAACAACUCGACGAGGAACGAAGAGUGAAAGAGGAACGAGAGCGAGUCAUUCGCGAAGAGCAACGUCUUGCACAGAAAGAGGAGGAACGACUAACAAAGGCGCGGGAACGUGAAACAGCAUAUAAUACACUAACAAUGAACAUCUUGUUCGAUCCGGAUGAAGGACUAAUGUACCAGUUUCUUGAGAACGCGGUGGACAAUGUUACUCGCGAUGUCCUGCUGCAGGUUCAGAGGGAGAAGGCGACGGCGCUGGGCGAGGAAUUUAACCAGCGCAAGCAAUUGGGAUUCAAGCGGGCUGUUAUGGCUCAUUGGAUUGCACAGUUGGAGAAGAAACAUCGAGCGAGACAGGCGAGAGAUAGGAGGAGGAGACUGAAGGAGUUGAGGGCGCAGAUGGCGAAUGAGGAAGAAGGGGGUGCACCGGCUACGAUGAACGGUCACGCGACGAGUGAACCGACCUUCAAAAAGCCAGCGACGCCCAACUCAAGACGCGCUAGACGCACGGAAGAACGGCGGUCUAGUCAGGCACCAGAACCAAUCGAACAACCGGCACAAGUACAGGUACAAGCGUGGCCGCCACGAAACAUCCCCCGACAGGCGCCAUCCGUACAAACCCCAGCCACCUCCGUCAACGGCACCGCCUCGCUCUCCGGCUACUCCGAAGCCUACGAAAAAUCCACCGUCCCCUCCGACCGAACGGAAACAGACUGGUUCAAACUGCGCGCCCUGGGCAUCGACCCGAGCAAAUACCGCAAGCGAAGCUUCGGCUCUAGUUCAGGCGAGGAAGAGAGGCAAGAAGUCAAACCAGACCCCAAGCGCCCGCGCAGAACACCACCCAUCGCCUCCCCAGCUCCCUCCCCUUCCCCAACACCAACCAUCACAGACGACCCGCUCGCGCGCUUCCGCGCACUACAACACGCGCUGCACAACUCCGCGUCAUCUGCGCAGUCUGUGAAUGGGACGGCGUCUUUCAACGGCCGCUCAUCUCUAAACGUAAACGGAAACGGAAACGGAAAAGCAAGCCAGCUCAUCGCCCAGGCAAAACAACUCCUCGCCACCCCCAAACAACCCCCAACCCACGACUUCGGCCGCAGCGUGCCCAACCUCAGCCUCUCGCGCCAAUCUGCAUUCAACAGGAGCACCGCAACCACAGGCCCCAACACAACAGACCGCCCCGCCUACUGGGCACGAACAAGCCGUUUCGUCCCCCAGCAUCUGUACGGCAAGGGCCCCGACGCGAUCCGCAGGUAUCGCGACCAGUAUGCGCCUGCGGCUGGCGGUCGUAAUGAGCCGAUGGCGAUUAGUUCGCCUGCGUCUGCGAGGAACUCGGGGGUGCAGGGGAUGAGUAGUCCGAUUCCCACGCAGAUGAGCUAUUUUCCGCUGCAGACGCAGACGCAAUAUGGGGAUGGGGAGCCGGAGGUACAACAAGGAGGGGAUGUGUACAGUGAACUCGACGACUCGGACGACGACGUACCGGAACCAGAGGUUGUACACGCGCAAGUCCUCGACUCCUCGGACGACGAAGAAGAAGAAUCCGAAGAAGAAGAAGACGAUGCCUUCGACGCCGACGAAGACGAAGACGCCGUAUCCUUUGACGAAGACGAAGACCUAGAUGAAGACGAAGACGAGGAAAUGCCCUCCGACCAAGCCGCCGACUGGGACGACGAAGAAGACGAUUCUACCCCGCAUUUCGCACAGCCGGCGCAGGGCUUGGGCCUGGGCUUUGGCUUUGGUGGUCAGGCACAGCAGGGGUUUUCGUUCGUGGGGCAGGCGCAGGGACAGGGACAGGGACAGAUGGGGGGGACGCAGGAUGAUGCUAUUGAACUUAGUGAUUAGUUGUCUGGAGUUUUUUUGGUGUUGGGCUGAGGAUGGGGGGAGGGGGCAUAGCGUGGGCGUUUGUUUGUUUUGAUAUGGGGUGUUUGACGGACUGGGUAU